AUGGACUAUGCAACGGACCUUAAUAGCGAUGCGGCAGCACAUAUAGCUGACUUUUGGGAGAAGGCUAAACAGGAAGCCGAAUGUCUUAAACCGGAACAGAACUCCUUUAAGACCCAGGAUCUUCCACUCGCUCGUAUUAAGAAGAUAAUGAAGCUGGAUGAUGACGUGAAAAAUAUGAUGAUUAGCGCAGAGGCUCCUAUUUUAUUCGCUAAAGCAGCAGAACUUUUUAUUCGAGAGUUGACUUUACGUGCCUGGCUUCAUACAGACCGUAACCGUAGGAGAACUCUGCAAAGGAAUGAUAUUUCCAUGGCUGUAUCCUUUGGCGAUACAGAUCAAUUCGAUUUCCUUAUCGAUAUAGUUCCACGUGAAGAAGGUCGCGCUCAUCGCCGGUCUCAACAACAGCAUACCCAAUCAGCCCUUCAACAAAUGGCCGGUUCCUCUCUUGUCCAACAAGCCCAAGUUCACGUUGUUCAGCAACACGCUAGUGGAGAGGACGUUUCCAUUAAGAGUGAAACUGCUGGACAAACUACUGCAACUCUAGUGGCUAAUGCUGAUGGCACGUUGACAACUGUCACCGGUGGUCAGCCUACUGUUCAAUUUGCCACUGUGCCCACAGCAACUGCAACCGGUGUUUCUGGACAGCAAAUUCAAUAUGUUAUCCAGUUGCCAGCUUCCGCAGCAACAGCUUCAAAUGGUCAACCCUUCCAAAUUCAGAUGCUGCCUCAACAGUUUCAAGCUGCGAGUACGGACGCAGUAGCUCAAGCAGUUGGAGGAACCUUGAUAACCACCGGUGGCGUAGCGGGUACAGCGGCUACGGCUGGUGGACUGCAAUUAGUGCACGUUGUUAAUCAGCCACAGGCUGCUACUACCACGGGAACCGUUCAACAUCAGCAGGCGGCCUCGAAUCCCACUGGGACCGGUGAUGGAGCAACCGGAAAGUUGCAAACCGUCCAUGUUCAGCUCUCGGAUCUUACCUCGGGCGGUCAGACGCUUUUGGUACAACCGUCUGGAGCUGUUGUUGUUGCCUCCUCUGGUUCAUCCACUGAAGAUGGUACUGUUCCUGGAACAGCUACUCUAGUCUCUGUUGAUGGUGGGGAGACCUACACAGCCGCUCAAGUAUUCGCGUCUGCCGGUGCUUCCACAGAAAUUCCACGAGUGGCAACACCUACAUCAUCAGAAGAGCAUAUUAUUCAAACCUCAGCGGGGCAAACAAUCACCCAUUCCGAACAGCAUGCUGCCGAAGCUACUAGAAAAAUGGAAGAACCGUCAGUGGGUGUUUGA
Molecule: messenger RNA, 1281 nt
Organism: Rodentolepis nana
Lineage: Eukaryota; Metazoa; Platyhelminthes; Cestoda; Cyclophyllidea; Hymenolepididae
Source: the annotation of a GenBank genome assembly